Vidua chalybeata is the source of this 1757-nucleotide messenger RNA. RefSeq names its product palmitoyl-protein thioesterase 1 (gene PPT1). Lineage: Eukaryota; Metazoa; Chordata; Aves; Passeriformes; Viduidae. Gene Ontology annotation, molecular function: palmitoyl-(protein) hydrolase activity. Gene Ontology annotation, cellular component: lysosome. Gene Ontology annotation, biological process: protein depalmitoylation; receptor-mediated endocytosis. The transcript is spliced from 9 exons. The record is from RefSeq and is a predicted model, not a curated record. Bases 18 to 914 code for a protein of 298 amino acids.
UCAUGUGACGGGCCAAGAUGGCGGCGCUCAGGGCGGCGGUGCCGGUGCUGGCGCUGCUGGGGCUGUGCCUGGGCCCCGCGGCCGCCGCCACGCCCCUGGUGAUCUGGCACGGCAUGGGAGACAGCUGCUGCAAUCCGGUGAGCAUGGGCUACAUCCAAAAACUGGUGGAGAAAAAAAUACCGGGGAUUUACGUCCUGUCGCUCAAGAUCGGGAGCAACCUGAUCCAGGACAUGGAGAACAGCUUCUUCAUGAACGUCAAUGACCAGGUGAGGGAGGUGUGCAGCCAGCUGGCCACGGACCCUCGGCUCCAGGGAGGCUACAACGCCAUGGGCUUCUCCCAGGGAGGCCAGUUCCUGAGGGCUGUGGCCCAGAGGUGCCCUGCUCCUCCCAUGCUCAGCCUGAUCUCCAUCGGGGGACAACACCAAGGGGUGUACGGCUUCCCACGCUGUCCUGGGGAGAGCUCCCACCUCUGCGACUGGAUCCGAAAAACCCUGGAUCUGGGAGCCUACACAAAGGCUGUGCAGGAGCACUUGGUCCAAGCAGAGUAUUGGCACGACCCGCUGAAGGAGGAGGACUACAGGAAAAACAGCAUUUUCCUGGCUGACAUCAAUCAGGAGAGGGGCAUCAAUGAGACCUACAAGAAAAACCUGAUGGCUCUGAAAAAAUUUGUGAUGGUGAAAUUCCUCAACGAUACCAUGGUGGACCCUCCAAUCUCUGAGUGGUUUGGGUUUUACAAAAGUGGCCAAGCCAAGGAGACCAUCCCACUGCAGGAGACCUCGCUGUACAAAGAGGAUCGCCUGGGGCUGCAAGAGAUGGACAAAGCAGGGAAGUUGGUGUUCCUGGGGGUGAAGGGGGAUCACCUGCACUUCUCAGAAGAGUGGUUUGACAGCACCAUCCUCCCCUUCCUCCAGUGAAGCUCCCCUGGGAGCCCUGGGCAGGGUUUUUCACUGUAACUAACACCAGCCACUGUGCAACAGCACUCGGUGCAUCCAAGCCUGCAAGGAUUUGGGGAGGAGGAACAGGGUGGGGUUUAGCUCAGGGGGUUUGCCAGGGUGGAAUUCCACUCCCAUCUGGGCUGAGCCUUGCCCUGACUCUGACACACUCCAGAGCCUGGUGAAUCCACCUCAGUUCUCGAGCUGUUCUCCACCCCUUGUUCCUGCAGGGCACACUGGCAGUAUUAACCCAGCUCACCAGUGCAGGGAUCAGCAAGACUCAUGGUUGUAUGCAGGGGAAUCAUGUUACAGCCCAUGCUUCAGGAUGGGGAAAAAGGCCAAAUUUAGGGGUUUCUGGGGAAAAAAAAAAAAAAAAAAAAAAAGGGGUUUGGAAUUCAGCAGUAUUAACAGCUUGAACAGUUUUCAACUAAUGGCUUGGUUUGUGUUCUUUUGUACAACUGAAAUCAAUAAGGAACUUGCCAUCUAACCAACUAAAUAAAAGCUUGAACAAUUGCUGACUGUGUUUGGAGGGGAGCUGAGAAAAUUCUGGGGAAGUAUUCCAAGGAAUCAAGGCAGGGUCAGAGGCAGAGAGGGGCACCUUGUCCUGCCUGAGCUCCCCUGUGCCCCCAAAAAGAGACAAGAGUCACAGUAAUGAGCAAGUUGGCAUUAACUUUAUUCUAUCUUCUGUAUAAUCUUAAGUACAUAAGAAAGGUUUUUUCACAAGCCUCAGGAGAAGACAAGUACAAGUCACAGGACAGUUUCAAAAUAAAAAAAAAAUUGCAUAAUUUUUUCUUUUUUUUUUUUUUUUUUGUAAGUUUUGUACUA